Messenger RNA from Phaeodactylum tricornutum CCAP 1055/1, 579 nucleotides. RefSeq lists its product with no specific name. The transcript has a single exon. The coding region runs from base 1 to 579 and encodes 192 amino acids. Gene Ontology annotation, biological process: rRNA processing. The record is from RefSeq and is a predicted model, not a curated record. Gene Ontology annotation, molecular function: metalloendopeptidase activity. NCBI's taxonomy places the organism in Eukaryota, Bacillariophyta, Bacillariophyceae, Surirellales, Neidiaceae.
AUGAUCCGUAUGUUUGGUAGCAAGUGUCUUCCAGAAAAUCCACCCGGUGAUAUAUAUGUAGAAAACAAUCAAGAGAGUCUAAACAUCGACUUGGAACGUUUGAAAGCUACCAUAGCCAAAAUUCGGGAUCUCAUGGGUUACCGCACGUACGACGUUAGUCUACUUCUGGUCGACGACCAGGAAAUGCGAGAAACAAAUGAAGAAACCAGAGGGAUGGAUGAGCCUACCGACGUACUUUCCUUUCCCUUUACGGAAGCUAUAGAACCUGGUGUCCUGACGCCGCCAGUUGUCGAUAUUGGCGAUUACUACAAUAUGGGCGAUAUGAUGAUCGACGUACCGUAUGUAAUUCGCGCGUGUCAAGAUGAUGCGAAAUAUUCUCAUUCUGAUUUGGAGGACGAAGAUCGAGGUGUAUCCGCGGCGAUGGCGAUGGUUAUGGAUCCAGAGGAGCGUAUCAAUAUGCUUUUGGUACACGGCAUGUUGCAUCUUGUAGGAUACGAUCACAUCGAUGAUGACGACUACCAGCUAAUGGUCGCGAAAGAAGAAGAAAUUCUCCGACUCUUAGGUAAGAAAGCUGAAUGA